Periconia digitata is the source of this 1725-nucleotide messenger RNA. The record is from the annotation of a GenBank genome assembly. NCBI's taxonomy places the organism in Eukaryota, Fungi, Ascomycota, Dothideomycetes, Pleosporales, Periconiaceae.
AAUCGCACAUCACACGCCGAUCCAGGGUCCAUCGCCUGUUGUCAUGCCUGGCCCGCCACCCUGCUAACAAGUCCGCCAUAUAUUCCAUCUGAUUACCACCCACCUUCUCCCCCACGGUAUACAAAUAGACCCUCCCACCGUCGAACCCCCUCCAGUUUGGAUUCGGUACCAGAAGGCCUCCCCAUCAUGGCCGACUACGCAAACCCGCUACCCGCUUCCAAAUCCCAGCCCGCGCUGGGUACUUCGGACUCGUCCUCCAAACCUUCCACGGGAGACACUCUUUUGAGUAACAGUCCGCCCAACGCUCUUCGACCUGGUCUUUCGCGCUCCACAUCCUUCUCCAACAGCUCUCUGUACCAAGAUGACUCGGACGCCGAGGAGGCCGCCUUCUUCCCGCCCGUGGAACAGCUCACCAUGUUCGAUUUCAUCGAGAAUCUUGCCUUGACUCAGCGCGUGGAGAAGUUGCAGAAUUCCAUCACUACCCAGACCGAAAGACUCAAGCUAGCCGCAAAGUCGCGCAGCCAGAGCACGAGAGAUCGCGCGAUCGAGGAAUGGCGUCGCAGAGUUCCCAGUGAGGGCGAGCAGCUCGACAGAUACAAGAAGCGGAUGCGCCACUCGGUCGAUCGCCUCAACAAGCAGUGGGCCUCUACCACCGCCGUCACCACCAGGGAGAAGAUGUCUUUCAUCGCUGCUGUCAUGAACAUUUUUGUCUCCGGCUAUCUAGUUGGUGCGCGACCUGACUGGUUUCCUCUGUGGUACGGUGCUCAGCUGUUCUACUUCAUGCCUAUCCGAUACUACACCUACCACAAGAAAGGCUACCAUUACUUCCUUGCCGAUUUAUGCUACUUUGUCAAUUUCCUCAUGGUUCUGAGUAUAUGGGUUUUCCCGCAAUCCAAACGCCUCUUCAUCAGCACUUAUUGCCUCGCCAUGGGAAACAAUGCUGUCGCGAUAGUCAUGUGGCGCAACUCUCUCGUAUUUCACUCCAUGGACAAAGUCGUCAGUCUCUUCAUUCACAUCAUGCCUUGUGCGACUCUACACUGUAUAGUCCAUCUUCUUUCCCCGCAAUACCAGCAAAAACGUUUCCCGGCCAUUUAUAAUAUCCGCACUUCUUCCCCAGACUCUCCACACCACUACUCCCUCGUCCAAAUGAUGCUUUGGGCCACCAUCCCGUACGCUGUCUGGCAACUUUCAUAUCACUUCAUGAUCACCGUCCGCAGACGCGAGCAAAUCGCCGCAGGCCGCCCAACUUCCUUCACCUGGCUGCUAAAGUCGUACUCGAAAGCCCCAAUCGGCAAAGCCGUUCUCUCCCUCCCCAAGAGCCUCCAGGAACCGGCCUUCAUGCUCAUCCAGUACAGCUACGCCUGCAUCACGCUGGUCCCCUGCCCCCUCUGGUUCUGGUACCGCUGGGCAUCCGGUCUUUUCCUGACAUUUGUCUUUUGCUGGAGCACCUACAACGGCGCCAACUACUACAUUGAGGUCUUUGGGAAACAGUUCCAGAAGGAGCUCGAGACGCUCAAGAGGGAUAUUGCCAAAUGGCAGAAUUCUCCAGAGGGAGGGUUCGUGUUGACGCCUGGUGCGGAGACGCUCAAGGAGUUUCCGCCGUUGGAUGGGAAUGCUAAUGCCAACGUCAAUGCGAAUGGCAAUGGUAAUGGUAAUGCUGAUACGGCGACGACGACGGCGACGGGCGACAAGAGUGCGGAUGGCGAGGUGAGGGAGCGGAAGUGA